CGCAGUGAGAACUUCGAGAGGCCUGUGGACCUUGAGGGCUCUGGGGACGACGACUCCUUUCCUGAUGAUGAACUGGAUGACCUCUACUCGGGGUCAGGCUCGGGCUACUUCGAGCAGGAGUCGGGCAUUGAGACAGCCAUGCGGUUCAGCCCAGAUGUGGCCCUGGCGGUGUCUACCACGCCUGCUGCGCUGCCCACCACGGACAUCCAGCCUGUGGGCACCCCGUUUGAAGAGCUCCCCUCUGAGCGCCCUACCCUGGAGCCAGCCACCAGCCCCCUGGUGGUGACAGAGGUCCCGGAAGAGCCCAGCCAGAGAGCUACCACCAUUUCCACUACCAUGGCCACCACUGCUGCCACCACCACAGGGGCCCCAACUGUGGCCACAGUGGCCGCAACUGCCACCCCUAGCACCCCUGCAGUGCCCCCUUCCACGGCCACCACUGCUGUCAUAAGGACCACCGGUAUACAGAGGCUUCUGCCUCUUCCACUGACCACGGCAGCCACGGCCCGGGCCACCACCCCGGCAGCACCCUCACCUCCCACCACGGUGGCUGUCUUGGACACAGAGGCCCCAACACCCAGGUUGGUCAGCACAGCUACCUCCCGGCCGAGAGCCCUUCCCAGGCCAGCUACCACCCAGGAGCCUGACAUUCCCCAGAGGAGCACCCUGCCCCUGGGGACCACUGCCCCUGGACCUACGGAAGUGGCUCAGACCCCAACUCUGGAAUCCUUCCUCACCACGAUCGGGGAUGAGCCAGAGGUGCCAGUGACUGGGGGGCCCAGUGGGGACUUCGAGCUGCCGGAAGAAGAGCCCACACAGCCAGACACAGCCAAUGAGGUGGUGGCUGUGGGAGGGGCUGCGGCCAAGCCGUCACCUCCACCUGGGACACUGCCAAAGGGUGCCCGCCCAGGCCCCGGCCUCCUGGACAAUGCCAUCGACUCGGGCAGCUCAGCUGCUCAGCUGCCUCAGAAGAGUAUCCUGGAGCGGAAGGAGGUGCUCGUAGCCGUGAUUGUGGGCGGGGUGGUGGGCGCCCUCUUCGCCGCCUUCUUGGUCACACUGCUCAUCUACCGCAUGAAGAAGAAGGACGAGGGCAGCUACACGCUGGAGGAGCCCAAGCAGGCCAGUGUCACGUACCAGAAGCCUGACAAGCAGGAGGAGUUCUACGCCUAGCCGAGCCGUGAGCCAUGUGUCUGCAGCCUCGGCACCGCCCUCCAUCCAGUCCCCGGCCCGCCUCUCAGCCCAGGCCUGGGACUGGGCCUGGAAGGGAGCCUGGCCCUAGGUCUUCUCUGCCCUCCCUCCCGAGGCCUGCCAAGGCUGCCAGCCUCGCACAGAUCCGCCCCGAGGAACAGGGGGUGCUGCCACCUGCCCCAGACUGUACCCUUAUGAGCUCAUCUGUCGUGCCCCCACCAGCCUGGGGCUUCAGGACCUCCUGCCAGCCGGACAGGAGGAAAGAGGCUCCCGACUGGCUGGGGGGAGAAGGGGUGGGGCUUGAGAUGGGCCUGAUCCCCAGCCUGGCCUCCACGGGGCUGGUCCAGGUCUCCUUUUUGGGGCAGAGAGGCACUCAAGCUCGUUUCCAGGACAGACAUUUGGCAAACUCUGCCC
Messenger RNA from Galeopterus variegatus (Sunda flying lemur), 1602 nucleotides. RefSeq names its product syndecan 3 (gene SDC3). The record is from RefSeq and is a predicted model, not a curated record. Gene Ontology annotation, biological process: cell migration. Gene Ontology annotation, cellular component: membrane; cell surface. NCBI's taxonomy places the organism in Eukaryota, Metazoa, Chordata, Mammalia, Dermoptera, Cynocephalidae. The coding region runs from base 139 to 1170 and encodes 343 amino acids. The transcript has 4 exons.